Molecule: messenger RNA, 1143 nt
Organism: Entamoeba invadens IP1
Lineage: Eukaryota; Evosea; Mastigamoebida; Endamoebidae
Exons: 1
Coding region: 1-1143 (380 amino acids)
Source: RefSeq, a predicted model, not a curated record
AUGUCCCAACUUGAUGGAUAUUCUAUUAUGAUUGUUUCAAAAUAUUUUAAAACGAUAGAAGACUUCAAAGUUAUUACUUGUGUUUGUAAAAAGUUUCGGGAAAACACACAAAAAUUUCAUUUUAACCCAAUUCAACUCACAACAUCAACUCUUCAUUUAUUUCCUAAUGUGGAAACGUUUCAUUUUUACAAAGGAUCAGAAAACAUAUUUUGGCAAGAUUUUAUAUUUAACAAAAAAAUUAAUCCAACGCAAUUUUAUAAAAUGAUUGUUUGGUGUUUAGUUGAUUAUAACUUGACACAAAUAUGGGAGUAUAACAACAUAGAAUUUAAAAGAGUGAUAUACACCCGAAAUGAUGUCAAUAAAUAUGGUGUUGUAAUCCCUAUGAAUGUGUGUUCUCUUCAUCAAAGAGUGUUUUAUAACAUGCCAAUAUCUACAAUAGAACUUCCUUGUCAUUUAAGUGCAAUUCGACAAUUCGCAUUUUUUUGUUGUUCAAACUUGAAAGAAAUCACUCUCACAAACCACAUUAAAACAAUUGGAAAUUCUGCAUUUUUAAAUUGCUCUUCACUUAAAAAGGUUGUUAUACCAAACAGUGUCACAUCCCUUGGAAUGUGCUGUUUUAGUCGCUGUUAUUCCUUACAAUCGAUAAGUGUGCCAAGUAGUUUACUUAUUAUCAACGACAAUUGUUUUUCCUAUAACCAUAGCCUCAAAGAAAUAAAAUUAAGUGAAGGAUUGAAUACUCUUGGAUUUUGUCGGUGUUUCCAACUCUGUGAAACGCUCGAAGAAAUAACAUUUCCCAAGUCAAUCAGUCAAAUUCCAAGUCACACAUGUUAUCGUUGUGGAAAACUGUCAAAAAUAGUUUUAAGUGAAAGUCUGACCCGUAUUGGAAAUGGAAGCUUCCAAGAGUGUGGAAUACGUGAAUUACACCUUCCACAAAAUGUUGUUGAAAUAGGUAAGAAGGCAUUUUUUAAAUGUUUCCAAUUAUCAAAAGUAGAAUUUAAUAAAGGAAUUACUGCAAUACAAACAAAAGCUUUUUGUUGUUGCAUAUUAUUAAAUACAGUAAAUAUUCCAGAUACUGUUGUAUUUAUUGGUAAAUGUGGUUUCGAAAAAAAUGUUGUUUUUACUGGAAAAAAAGGAUUAAUUUAA